AUGGAAGCAUCUAAGGUCGAACUGGAACUGCCGCAUAAAAUGGCGCACUUAGAUAUAAUGGAAAUCGAUGAAUCAAAUACUGAAACGGAGGAGAAUAAAUCUCAAGUGCCAGAAUUAACUUCUCGUGUUUUAAGGAAAAGAAAAUCUAUAAUGCCUGAAACAAGUAAAUCUUCUAAUCGUAGAGUUAGUAUGAAACCUAGUAAACGUAUUAUGUCAGAAAACGCGAGCUCUAAACAAAUAGAAGCCUUGUAUCUAAACAAAAAAGUUAAAAGUUCGUCACAGACUCUUGAAACAAUUUACGAAGAGCCUAAGAGUCAGAGCAAUGAGUCUGAAAUGCUCAUAGGGGGAAGAAAGGUGAAAAGGCUGCUCACGUUCCAGUUAGGUAAUCAAUAUACUAAGGAAAAAAUUAAGAAGCGCAGAGCUAAGAUUAAAAAAAUGUUAGGCAACAAAUCAUUUUUAAAUAGAAAAAAAAUACCAAUGCAAGUAUUCCUCAAAACAAUAGAAUGUCUGGAUUUAGAUGAAGUAGUACAAACUGAAACCUUAUUGCCAACCAAUGGUAAAGAUGUGUGA
Arctia plantaginis is the source of this 570-nucleotide messenger RNA. Lineage: Eukaryota; Metazoa; Arthropoda; Insecta; Lepidoptera; Erebidae. The record is from the annotation of a GenBank genome assembly.